GCCUUGCAAACAAGUGUCUGUGGCGCUCGCCCCGCGGCCUGAGACGCGCUCCUCCGCCCCCGCGGCCCUCCGCGCCGCCCGGCUCCUGCGGGACAGGCGGGAGCGAGGGGCCCUGGCCGCGCAGCCCGCCCGCCGCCGCCACGACCGGCAGCCCCGCGCGGGGGCCGCGGGCUCAGCGCCGCUGCCAGGCGCUGGCGCGGGGUCGCCGCGCGAGCCGCUCCGGGGUGUCGCCGAGCCCGCUCCGGACCGAAUAACGUGCGGGGUGUCCCCACCCCUGGGAGGGGUGGCCGGUGCCGCGAGCGGCCUCCCAGGUCCCAUCUCUCUCCUGGGGAAGACCCGCGGCCGCGAGGAAGGAUUAGACUGAACCUGGCCGAGGCGCACAAGUGGCUCCCGAGCGAGCCGGCUCCGCGGCCGCCGCCUCGUGUUCUCCCCGGACGCAGCGCUCGCGGGUCGGCGGGGCCGGAGCCUAGGCGCGGCCGGCGGCCCGGGGGCGGCGGGGCCGGGCGUGCAGCGGAGCGAGGGGGCGGGCGCGCGGCGAGCACGGGGGCGGACAGGCAGCCCCACGCGCCCCACGCGCCCCGCGGGGGCCCGGCGCCCCGGCACGCGGGCUGGAAGCGACUGAGCGCCCCCGCGGGCUGCGGGCGAGCAGCGUCCCUCCGGGCAGGGGACCCGGCGAUGAGAGCGGGGCUCCCCGCGGGGCCAGCCUGGGCGUCCUCCGCAAAGUUGUCACCGAGCUCGGAUCCCGCCUAGGGGCCACCGCGCCGCGGCUCGAGGGGCGGCCGGGCGGCCGGCGGCGGUCGUGGCUCGGCGGGGCCCGCGCGGCCGGGGGGCUUCGAGGGGCGUGCGCCCCACGCCGGCUUCCCUCGUGGAUGUCUCCCGGCGGCGGCGGGCCCAUGAAAGACUGCGAGUACAGUCAGAUCAGCACCCACAGCUCCUCCCCCAUGGAGUCGCCCCACAAGAAGAAGAAGAUCCCGGCCCGGAGGAAAUGGGAGGUCUUCCCGGGAAGAAACAAGUUCUUCUGCAACGGGAGGAUCAUGAUGGCCCGGCAGACGGGCGUCUUCUACCUGACGCUCGUCCUCAUCCUGGUCACCAGCGGGCUCUUCUUCGCCUUCGACUGCCCGUACCUCGCUGUGAAAAUCACGCCUGCCAUUCCCGUGGUUGGUGGCAUCCUGUUCUUCUUUGUGAUGGGGACCCUGCUUCGCACCAGCUUCAGUGACCCCGGCGUCCUUCCGCGAGCCACGCCUGAUGAAGCCGCCGACCUGGAAAGGCAAAUAGAUAUCGCCAACGGCAGCAGUUCAGGGGGGUACCGCUCGCCUCCCAGAACCAAAGAAGUCAUCAUCAAUGGCCAGACCGUGAAACUGAAAUACUGUUUCACCUGCAAGAUUUUCCGGCCCCCUCGUGCCUCUCACUGUAGCCUCUGUGAUAACUGCGUAGAACGGUUUGAUCACCACUGUCCCUGGGUAGGCAACUGUGUGGGGAAAAGAAACUACAGAUUUUUUUAUAUGUUUAUUUUAUCUCUGUCUUUUCUGACAGUCUUUAUAUUUGCAUUCGUUAUCACCCACGUCAUUCUUCGUUCACAGCAGACAGGAUUCCUUAAUGCGAUUAAGGACAGUCCCGCCAGCGUGCUGGAGGGCGUGGUGUGCUUCUUCUCCGUCUGGUCCGUCGUCGGGCUCCUGGGCUUCCACACGUAUCUCGUCAGCUCCAACCAGACGACCAAUGAAGACAUUAAAGGAUCUUGGUCAAAUAAAAGAGGUAAAGAAAAUUACAACCCCUACAGCUACGGAAAUAUCUUCACGAACUGCUGUGUCGCCCUGUGUGGGCCCGUCUCUCCAAGCCUCAUUGACAGAAGAGGGUACGUCCAGCCUGACACGCCUCAGCCAGCCGCGCCCUCCAACGGGCUGGCCACGUACGGAGCCACCGCCUCGCAGAGCGACAUGUGCGACCAAGACCAGUGCAUUCAGAGCACCAAAUUCGUUUUGCAGGCCGCGGCCACGCCCCUGCUGCAGAGCGAGCCCAGCCUCGCCAGCGAAGAGCUGCACCUGUCGGGGAAGCCGGGCCUGGGCACGCCCUGUGCCAGCCUGACGCUCGGGCAGCCCACGCCGCCCUCCUCCAUGCCCAACCUCUCUGCCGAGGCCGGGCUCACAGACAUACUGCCCCUGAAAGAGGAGCACGUGGGCCACCAGUUCCUGACCCCGGAGGAGGCGCCCUCGCCGCCCCGGCUGCUGGCCGGCAGCCCCCUGGCCCACAGCCGCACGGCGCACGUGCUGGGCCUGGCCAGCCAGGACGCGCUGCACGAGGACUCGGUGCGCGGCCUGGUGAAGCUCAGCUCCGUGUGACCGCGGGCCCGGCCGGACUGCAGGCAGUGGGGCCGACAGGGGCUGCCCCCUGCAGGAACUUCCUGGUGACUCAGGGCCGUGGUGGCGAGGACUUCAGGCCCUGCGCACAGGGACCGCUGCCGAGCGCAUGGAUCCCCUCGCGCAGAGGCGCACGGCCCAGAUGCUCCCAGCUUGGUGUGAUGGGCAUUUCUCCCACCCCGACCGCUGUGAUGAUGGUGAAAACAGGGAAGUCGCUGUUGUCAGGCCUUUGGAACAGGGAGGGCGUGGGGAUGGGGGAACCGGGGUCUGUGAUCAGAGGCUCAAGGGACAGGACGUGCCCGGAUGUCAGUCGCACUGUCUGCUGCCUGCCACUCUCGGGACAGACACACAGAAGGCUUGCGAGACUGGUGGCCAGACUGAGAUUGCACUUAUUUGUUAUGCUACUAAUAUUUGAAAUAGAUAUGCUAUUCCAUUUGUUAAUUUUUUUUAAAAAAAAAAAAGUCCAAAGGACAAAAAUGACCAGAUGUGAGCCUGCAUGCCACGCUCGUCCGUUCACGGUGGUGGUGGUCUGCAGACGGAAGCGCUCCUUCUUCCUUUACUUUUGUGAAUUCCAAGUCCUGUUUCAUGGGAAGAUGGUGGGAGAGAAACCAAGACUAAUGGACAAUGCCAUCCAUCGCCAGUUCAUUCAGCGUAAUUGUACCUGGGUCGGUGGUGCCUGGGCCGCAGGGGACUGCUGGGGGGUUAGCAAAUGGAGAGUCAGUUAACCUUCAGUUCAGUAGUUAACCGAGGUUUUGUGUUCUACCACACCCACCACACCUCCUUGUGUGACCAGACUUCCUGUGGACAGCCAAUAAAUGACGCCCUCUGUUAUUUUGGA
Myotis daubentonii (Daubenton's bat) is the source of this 3192-nucleotide messenger RNA. It is a transcript of the gene ZDHHC14, whose product is annotated as zDHHC palmitoyltransferase 14. The record is from RefSeq and is a predicted model, not a curated record. NCBI's taxonomy places the organism in Eukaryota, Metazoa, Chordata, Mammalia, Chiroptera, Vespertilionidae. Gene Ontology annotation, biological process: peptidyl-L-cysteine S-palmitoylation; protein targeting to membrane. Gene Ontology annotation, cellular component: endoplasmic reticulum; Golgi apparatus. Gene Ontology annotation, molecular function: protein-cysteine S-palmitoyltransferase activity.